Molecule: messenger RNA, 4705 nt
Organism: Malaclemys terrapin pileata
Lineage: Eukaryota; Metazoa; Chordata; Testudines; Emydidae
Gene: EFCAB5
Product: EF-hand calcium binding domain 5
Exons: 21
Coding region: 82-4704 (1540 amino acids)
Molecular function (GO): calcium ion binding
Source: RefSeq, a predicted model, not a curated record
AUUAAAUUCUCAUUCAUCUGCAAUGCCUCUCUGAAAGCAGGAGGAGACAUUUCUGGUUUGGUACCUGCCCAGAAGUGAACUAUGGCUGCUGUGCCAGAAGAUGAAGCCCAAACUCCUGGACUGAAACUCCCCAAGCUUAGUGUUAAGAGUACGCCCAUCAGAGAAAAAAGGAGAAGGCAGGAGAGUGCUACGCUGCCAGGUCUCAGGAAGGAUGCUCAAUGGAAAGAGACAUUCUAUGAGAAGGUACAACAGAGAGCGUUGAAUCUGCAGAGGGAAAAGGUGGAAAAGAUUCACGUACGUAAGGCAGAGGAAGAAAAGAUAGAAAAGAAAGAACCUCUGGACUGGCUGUCUAAGGAAUGGUUGAGUGAAGAGAAGAUGACAAGGGACACCCGGGCCUAUUUGCUCGACAAACUGUUACCCACAUUAGUCCCAGGAGUAGAAAAAUUGUUAAUGGAAGUAGAAAGAAAGAAGGUGCUUGAAACAGACCAAGAUCCGCCCAAGUUUGAUCCCAUUAAUUUUCUAGGAGAAUAUCUGAUGAGGCAUAACCCUCAGUUUGACACAUCUGCAAAACUAGGUCCCUACAAGAGAGGGAUGAAGGCUGUCAUGGAGGAGUUGAAAACUCAGGUGCCUGAUACGGCACUUAACAGGCUAGCCAGGAUGAAGUCUGAGGUAAAGAAAAACCGUGAGCAAAGGGAGCAGGUGGAGAAAAUCAAGUCUCAGGUGACAGAGAUGCGAAAGGAGGCCCUGGCAGUGCAGUUCAAAGAAUGGACAUUGGAUGUCAGUGGAAAGCUACCACUCGCACUGGUUCAGAGUGCCCUGAGGUCAUUUCUGGAUGUCAUUUCUACUCCUUUGGGAGCGGGGCCGGAGAUCUACGACAGGAAGCUGGAAACCAUAGAUACACUGGGGGAAAAAGUGAAUGAGGAAGAGUUUAGGGAGUAUGUCCAUUCGCACAUCAAAACCUUUACAAGUGACACGUUCCAGGAAUUCCUGAAGCACCUCUGCCAGUGUGCUGAUGACUUCCGAGACAUAAUAAGACAUGACAUCUGGCGGCAGAUGUUUACUGACCUUUUCCUGGACUGUGACCACGGAAAGGCUGGCCUCUUGGACAGGCAGAGGACACUGGCCUUACUGGAAGAUUUCUAUGACAGCAGCCCAGUGAUUGCUAGGAGGAGAUUCUGUAAUCCAAGACGAUGGCCAAUAAUUGAAUUGCAAGAGAUAGAGCUUACUGAGUUCUGGGGAGAUUUUGAUGAUGGACGGAUAGCUUCUGAGGAAUCCAGCCAAAGAUUUGGAUUGUCUCAACCAGAAGUUUCUGAGGGAAGGAUUCUAUCCUCUAACGUGCUAAAUGGUCAAGCUACAUAUGAAACUUGCAUCUUGAUAGAUGAACCAGGAGGGCCAGAGGCAGAGCAGGACCAAGCAGUUGCUCUUGAACAACAGGCCACGAGUGAAUCUGGGACAGACGAAAUCAGUAAGGAGGAACCUGGUUUAAUUGGCGAGCUCAGUGAGAUUGUUCCAGUAACUGCGCUCGAAGAAGAGCAUAUAGUCUCACCUACAGAACCUGGUUCUGAAGUUCAGGUGAAUCAAGAGGGAGAAGGUUUCACUGCUGAGUUGUAUGAGAUUGUUUCACCAUCAACCCCUGGAGAAGAGAAUCCAGUCUCAGAGGAGAAACCUGGUCCGGAAGGACAGGUCAGCCAGAAAGGACUCUAUGUAAAUACAGAGAUGGAAGAAACUGACUCAUCACCACACCCCGAAGCAUCAAACACCCUCUUGGAAACGGAAGCAAGUGAUGUUAACAUGAGUCAAGAGGCCUCCAAAUCUGACAGUAGAAAGGGAUCUACAGUCCUUAAUAAGGAAACUACUUCCUCUGAGGACAUGGACACAGAGAAUCAGAUUGAUACUGCAGAUCCAGAGAGCCAGAAUGAACCUAUUCCAGUAGCAGCUCCUGAGCAAGAGAAUGGAAACAUAGAUAAAGAACAUGGCUCUGAAGAACGGGUCAGCCAGGAAGAUCACAAUGUGGCUAUAGAGCCGAGUGAACUCAUUCUAGCCCCAAACCCUGAAGAAGAGAAUAGAAUCUUGGAGAAGGAACUUGGUUCAGAAGCACAAGUCCAUCAGGAGGACCAUGAUUUGAUUGCAGAGCCGAAUGGGGCAGUUCCAAUAUUAAUGCCUGAAGCAGAAGGCAUAAUCUCAGAAGAGGAAGCUGAAUCAGAGGAGAAAGUCAGUGCUCUAAUACCAGAGAAUAAAGAGGAAACUGCAGAUCUUGGGAAAGAACCCCCUGAAGAAAAAGAGCGUGGUUCUGAGGAACAUGGCAGUCAAUCAGAAUUACAAGCAGAGACCAGCAUGCCGGCUGAGGACUCCACACCAAGCCUUCCACAUGAGCAAACACUUUUGCAAGACCAGAGUACAGGUCCAUCUCAUCCACCAAGAGAAGCUUCCCAGGCACAAGCUAGAGAGGCAUUUGAAAAGACAGCCCAGUUGAUAGAUGGGAUACCAUGGUCAGGUGACCUUCUGGCUUCUGACCUGAGUUUCAGGUAUAGCAGCUAUGGUGAGCAAAUUCAGAAGGACUGGAACAAUGAAAAUUCCAGAUUUGCAGACUUGCGUAUGCUCAUGGCAGAAAUUCAGACCCAUGGUACCUCCAUUGCCAUGAGUGCCUUUGACAAGAGCUGCCUCAACCUACCCCAGUUCGUACAGCUCAUGGAGACCUUUGUUGGUGAAGACAGCUCUCUGCCAACCGUGAAGAAACUUGUUGCAUUUGUGAAAGAAGGAUAUGAACAGACUGAAGAGGAAAAAAUCAAACAGUUGGAAAAAGUUCACCGUGAGGCUCUCUUGGCCCGAAGAAAACUACUCCUGGAGGCACUCUUUGAGAAGUGGGACAACGAAUGCUCUGGGUACCUUGACCUGAAAGAGGUGGAUGCUGUUCUAGGCACAUUUAAGGAAGGAAUGGAAAAAGAGGCCCUGAAAAAGGCAAAGAAGCACCUUCGCUGCUCCCACCCACACCCCGGUGGUGUGGUGAAGUUGUCUCCAAAGGAAUUUCAAACCUAUCUGGAGUUGGUUGUUUCUGAGUUCACCGGUAAUGAAGAUGAAGUUCUCGAUACAGUGGUGGAGUUUCUGACCAUGAGCGUGGCGCAAACCCACAUGGAACGCCUGCGAGGUUCUGCCAGGAGGAAGUGGCUGCACAAUAUCCAGCAUGCAGCUGAGACCAGUGGGGCAAGCAUGGAGCCAGUGUACCAGGCAGUCUUUAAGGCACUUUCCCAGGAUGCAGAAGCCCACGGGAAUAACAAGAAGAUCAGUGCGUAUAUUGCCCUUUUGGAACAGAACCAGCUUUCACCAGAGCGGGGAGAGGUUCUCCUGCGGUAUGUGGCUUGCACCUCAGAUGAUGCCCCAUACAUCCUAAACCAGGCACUUUACAGGGACAUGAAAGGAGUAAGCUUUGCAGCAGCAGAAGAGGGGAAGCCAGUCCAUGUUCCAAGAGUUCAGUUCCAUGGAAAUAUCCACUUCUGGAACUAUGACCGGGCAGAACGGGAGAGGAGAGGCUCAUUCCUGGUGCUGCCACUGCAGGAUUCCCGAUGGAGGACCUUUGGGAUUCUAGGACUUGACAGCCUGCGGGACCAGUGUGAGCAAACCAUCUUUCUAACCCACGAGAUCGGUUUCUAUCAGGGGGUUUCCCACGUAUUCAGCGAAGCCUACCACCAUGUCCACAAACUGGAAAACAUAUUGCAGGUUGCAUUCACUGCUGUGGGCUGGCUCUGCACCAGGGCACCCACCAUCCGCAACAUCACUACAUACCUGGUGGAGCCUGGCAAAGAUAAGACAAGUGACUACAUUUUGCGCAAGAUGAUGACUACAGAUCAUUCUGGGCAUAUGGAAAUCCACUCCCCUCCCACUGUUCUCCGCAGGAGAGAAAAUAUCUUCAGAGAUUACCUCUUCAAGUGCACAGACAGUUCCGAGGUCAUUAGCACCUUUGCCUAUGGAGAGCCUCACAUUGCAGUUCCACUCCGUGAGCCAACAGGACAGGCCUUUGGGGUGUUUGAUCUCAGCCCUGCACAUUACCAGGGGUUACCACCUUAUGAGCACAAAGACCUGCAGAUAAUGCUGAAGAUGGCCCAGGCGGCCUGCUCCGAGAUACUGAAGGAGUCUUCAGGGGAAACAGACCCAAUCUAUGUCCUAGUUGCAGAACAUGUUGCAGAUUUGAGGCGCGCGCAGAUUCUCUUCCAUCGGCUAAUGCUGCAGGACUUGCGUGAGUGUAUCCAGAAACUCGAUUCCGAGUCCUUUGCCACCAUAAAGAGCUACGCAGAGCCACCAGCCGUGGUGCAUAAUGUCCUGAAGGCUGUGCUGCUUCUUUUCUACCCAGAGUGGGUAGAUUCGGAGAAGAUUGAGAACUGGAGUCAUUGUGUACUGAAACUUGAUGGUGAUUUGAUUCAGAAGAUUUGCUGCUUUGACCCAACUGCCACAUAUAUGCAGGGUCAGACGGAGCUGCUGGCUAACUGUAUCAAAGGUAUACCUAGAGAAGAGGUGUGGAAGCAUAACUCAGUUCCAGCUGAAUACCUGUACAACUGGGCACUUACCUGUCUAUCGCUACUAGAGGUUACAAAGGAACUACAGCAUACGCAAGAUUCACCUUUAGCAUCUCUAACUCCAAGACCCAGCCUGAUUGCGUAUAAGUCAACAGAAGUUUUGCUGUCCUCUAACCCUAGUGAUUCUAUUAUUUAAU